AUGCGAAUCCGCUUCUCUUUUGCAAGCAAGUCUACCAACCCUGUGUAUCCUUCUCGACUGCUAACUUGUUCGACAGUUGCCUUUAUAAUCCUCCUCCUCUUCGCAUCCUCCCUCGGCCUGCUCCCUCAUUCCUCGCUGCCUUCUACCCCUGCGGCGGCGCAACCCUACAUCCCAGCCCAGUCGGACAAGGCAGUACACUUCCUGGUCUUCUUUGCGCUCACGGCAACCUUCUAUUUUAUCCUCGACACCAGCCGUCGGCGUGUCAUCCAUUUGACACUGAUUGUGUGCACUUUGUCGCUCGGCGUGGGUAGCGAAGUGGCCCAAGGUCUGUUGCCCAACGACCGCGAGUUCGACGCCUGGGAUGUCCUCGCGAACGUCAUAGGCAGCCUGGCAGCGCUGGGUCUCUGCAGUGCAUACCACCGUCGAUCGGCAGAAAGACGCCGGAUGGCCAAGUACUCCGCUCUCCCGACCGACGGUGUGGAAGGAGAAGAUCUCGAGCUAGGUGAGCGUAGCGGGGGCGACGAACUCGGCCGACCUUCACGAUCUGCGGACGAUGGCCAGGAGACUGGUGUCGUGGCUCGCAGCGUCGAGGACGAGCUGGACAACUGGGAUGAAAAUGCCCCCGAUGAACAAUGGGAUGAGGAUGACGACGUGACGACGAGCCAACACACAAAGGCUACUCCCUCAACGAGCUCCGUCGGCAGCGAAGAGCCAUCUAAAAAGAAGGCCGUGGACUGA
Molecule: messenger RNA, 738 nt
Organism: Exophiala spinifera
Lineage: Eukaryota; Fungi; Ascomycota; Eurotiomycetes; Chaetothyriales; Herpotrichiellaceae
Exons: 1
Coding region: 1-738 (245 amino acids)
Source: RefSeq, a predicted model, not a curated record